This is a messenger RNA of Neolamprologus brichardi, 2121 nucleotides long. It is a transcript of the gene tspan4b, whose product is annotated as tetraspanin 4b. The record is from RefSeq and is a predicted model, not a curated record. Lineage: Eukaryota; Metazoa; Chordata; Actinopteri; Cichliformes; Cichlidae. Gene Ontology annotation, cellular component: plasma membrane.
UCUGGAAACAGGGAGAGAGGAAGGGAGAAACAGAGAGGAAGUGAAAGAGUGGGACAGACAUAGACGAAGGUCUGUUAGAAAAAAGGAACAAAAGAGUGGUAUAAAGAACUUUAAUAUGAAAAUUUUAAAGUCUGACAGAGGACCAUGAAAAAUGAACAUUAACAUGGUCUAGAGAAGAGAAGAGAAGAGAAGAGAAGAUCCAGAAAACAAACUGAAAAGGCUGUUUGCUCUAGGAAAGACAUCUGAAAAGGAAAACCAAGUAAAGAUCCAAGUCAGGAGCUGAAGGAGCCUGGAACAGGAGCGUCACAAAGACCAGAGACUUUGAAGAUUUGAACCACAUGCUAAGGAUGCCAGUGUCACAGGGCUGUUUAUGUGUUGUCAAGUAUUUGAUGUUUGUCUUUAAUCUCAUCUUCUGGCUAGGAGGAUGUGGCCUGUUUGGAGUUGGAGUCUGGCUGUCCUUCACGCAGUCAGAGUUUUCCUCUCUUCCACUUUCAUUUCCGUCUCUCUCAGCUGCCAAUCUGCUGCUAGUUGCUGGUGGUAUUACUAUGAUAACAGGCUUUCUGGGUUGUCUUGGAGCGCUUAAGGAGCAGCGUUGUCUAUUGUUUACGUUCUUUUUGAUCCUGUUACUCCUGGUCCUGACAGAAGUGACUCUCGUUUUAGUUAUCCACAUUUUUCAUGACCAGCUGGAUUCAAAAGCACAAAAAGAAUUAAAGGAAGAUAUGAAGAUGUAUGAAUCAGAUCCUGGCCUUAAGAAUUCCUGGGACAAUGUCCAGAAAAUGUUCAAGUGCUGUGGCGUAACCAACAAAACAGACUGGUAUAACGUGCUGCAGGGAAAGCUACCCUUAUCAUGUUGCUCAGUUGGGACACAGACCUGUGUUGAAGGAUGGACUGAGCCAUGCUACCAGAAAGCAAGAAAGUGGCUGAUAAAAAACAUCACCUCUGUCCUGGUGUUUGGAGUGUGUAUUGGUGUUGUGCAGAUUUUGGCCCUGGUGUUCUCCAUGCUCAUGUAUUGUCAAAUUCGUUCGGCCGAGAAACACUUGGACUAACUGCAGAAAAGCUGUUCAACAGAUGUCACGUGAUGCCUUUCAAACUCAUCAACUGAAUUUCUAAAAUCAACACCGAUUUACUUAGUUCUUCCACACCGCGCUGUACAAAGACAUCUGUUAACUGGGAUAUAUUAAUUAACCUAGUAAUGACUAUCAUUUCCUUCAUUGUAGAUACAAUUUGACAAAUAUUUAUUUAGUAUAUACUAUAUUUUAGCCUUUGGAUGUCAUUUAUCUAAGAUGUAAAAAAAAGCACAGGGGAGCACUCUUAAUGGACUGCUUCUUAUAUAGCGCUUUUUUACUGUCUUGGAGUACUCAAUGCGCUCUAUACAACACGCCGCAUUCACCCAUACACACCAGCACCAACCUUUGUCAGUGCUUUAACUCAUACUCCAAUGGAUGCAUCGGAGACCAAGUGGGGGUUAGUAUCUUAGAUUAGUAAGCUUAGAGCACCUGGUAUUCCCAGGCAGUCUCCCAUCCAAGUAUUAAUCAAGCCCAACACUGCUUAGCUUCCAAGCCCAGAUGAGAUCGAGCGUGCUCAGGGUGGUAUGGCCGUAAGCACAAACUGCUGGUUCAGUUUGUGUAUUUAGUCCAGCACGGUAGUAGCAGAAAAUAUAUUUGAUACAUGGACCCUGGAAAAUAGAUUUUUAUUUGACGUUUAAUUCUAAAUUUCUAUCCUGUAAAAUGUAGGCAUAAUGGAUAUACAUCUGCUUCACUUAUUUUACCGCAACAAUUUUCAAAUAUCCUCAUAGUCACUCAGAAUGUAACUCUUGGUAUUCCUUUAUAGCCUAUAUAUUCAAACUGAUCCAGGGCAAAAUGAAUAAAAUGAAUAAAAAUGAAAUGAAAUGUCGCUCCGUGUCUUUGGGCUGUGGGAGGAAGCCGAAGUACCCGGAGAGAACAACCCACGCAAACAUGAGGAGAAGAUGCAAACUCCACACAGAAAGGACUAAACAUAAAACCAGUAAUUUAUCCCUUAGACAUUACAUCCCAUGUGUGGCAUAUAUCAGUGUUUUGCUUGUAAAUUGGUGUAAUUAAUUAACACAAACAGUGAACUAUUAAAACCUUAAGAGAACAGAGA